GCUGCCCUGAGGUUGAAAUGCAGAAGUCAAGGCUCUCUUGUCGGGAUGUAGAUUUCCUUGUAGUUCUUUUCUUCCUCACGUUACUGUUCCCUCCUCAGCGGAGAUCAGAGAGGCUCGGGGCCAGUGCGGCCAGGAGCGCAGGAGGCCGGGACUCGGUUCCCGGGCAUAGGGAUCCGUUGGGAUUUAGGGCCGGCCUCGAGGUGUCCCGCUCAGAGGAAUGGAACCUGCCUUCGGGGAAGUGAACCAGCUCGGGGGGGUGUUUGUCAACGGGAGACCCCUGCCCAAUGCCAUCCGGCUGCGGAUUGUGGAACUGGCGCAACUGGGUAUCAGGCCGUGUGACAUCAGCCGGCAGCUCCGCGUUUCCCACGGCUGUGUCAGCAAAAUCCUGGCUCGCUACAACGAGACCGGCUCCAUCCUACCGGGGGCUAUCGGCGGCAGCAAGCCUCGGGUCACCACUCCCACGGUGGUAAAACAUAUCCGGACCUACAAACAAAGGGACCCGGGCAUCUUCGCCUGGGAGAUCCGGGAUCGCCUGCUGGCCGAUGGCGUGUGUGACAAGUACAACGUGCCGUCGGUCAGCUCCAUCAGCCGCAUCCUCCGCAACAAAAUCGGAAACCUGUCUCAGCAGAGUCACUACGAGUCUUACAAGCAGCACCAGCCGCCCCCACAGCCUGCUCUGUCCUACAACCACAUCUACCCCUACCCCAGCCCCAUCGCUGCUGCAGGAGCCAAGGUGUCCACCCCUCCCGGGGUGCCCGCGAUCCCCAGCACCAUGGCCAUGCCCAGGACGUGGCCGUCCUCUCACUCGGUGACGGACAUCCUGGGGAUCCGCUCCAUCACAGACCAAGCAGUGAAUGACACUUCGCCUUACCCCAGCCCCAAGGUGGAGGAAUGGAGCAGCUUGGGCCGGAACAGCUUCCACCCGCCGACCCAGCACGCCGUGAACGGGCUGGAGAAGAGCUCCCUUGAGCAGGAGGCCAAGUACAGCCAGGUGAUCUGGAUGGCACCCAAUUCGAACCCCAUUUGUGAGACCUGCCUCUUACUGGCCACCUGCUUCCACGGCCAAAACACAGUGCCCUGUCCACCAACCCACAUGGCUUCAGGGCACUCCACCCGGAUGAAACUAAUAAAGAAAGUCAGAGAGGCACCCAAUGGCCUCCCAGCCGUCAGCAGUUUCGUGUCCGCACCAGCCAUGCCCGCCUACGCCACACCGGCCCAAGUGUCACCUUACAUGACGUACAGCGCCACUCCAUCCAGCUACAUGGCGAGCCACGGCUGGCAGCACGCCGGGGGCACCCCGCUGUCCCCUCACAGCUGCGACAUCCCCGCCUCGCUGGCGUUCAAGGGCAUGCAGACUGCCAGGGAGGGCAGCCACUCUGUCACGGCCUCUGCUCUCUGA
Molecule: messenger RNA, 1399 nt
Organism: Passer domesticus (house sparrow)
Lineage: Eukaryota; Metazoa; Chordata; Aves; Passeriformes; Passeridae
Gene: PAX9
Product: paired box 9
Exons: 5
Coding region: 218-1399 (393 amino acids)
Biological process (GO): anatomical structure development; regulation of transcription by RNA polymerase II
Molecular function (GO): RNA polymerase II cis-regulatory region sequence-specific DNA binding; DNA-binding transcription factor activity, RNA polymerase II-specific
Source: RefSeq, a predicted model, not a curated record